AUGAGUGAUACCUCCGACCUCCACACCUUCAAAUCUCACGCCACCACAGCCGUUGCUGCUGGCGGGACCGUUUACGCAGCAGACCAGCUAGUCAAGUCGUUCGACAAGGAUGAUGAAGAUACCACGUCCCAUCUGCUGAAGGCUGCAGUAGGGGCCGCCGUUGCGGUCGGCGCUCUGGAGAUGCUCAAUAAAGACGGAACAGGCCUCCCAUCGUACCGCGAACUUUUCAAAGAGAAAUAUGUCGGCCACUCAUCAAAGCAUGAGCAUAGGAGUUCUCACAAGGAGGAUGUCGAUACCUCUACCGAGGUAGCCGACAGGCGUCUGGUGAGACAUAAGGGUUCCUCAUCCUCUUCUCGAUCAUCGAGCGUGUCGUCUCACGAGUCGGGCCACAAGCGUCGCUUGGCCGAGGAGUUGAUCGGUGCAUAUAGUUUGGGAAAGCAGCUUCUCGGGGAUAAAAAGCACCAAGUUGCGCACCUUGUUGCCGAUGCGAUUGGCGCGGCUGCAUUGGUGAAGGAAGUGAGAAACCAUGACAUGAGAAAUCGAUAG
Messenger RNA from Aspergillus pseudonomiae, 546 nucleotides. RefSeq lists its product as uncharacterized. Bases 1 to 546 code for a protein of 181 amino acids. NCBI's taxonomy places the organism in Eukaryota, Fungi, Ascomycota, Eurotiomycetes, Eurotiales, Aspergillaceae. The record is from RefSeq and is a predicted model, not a curated record. The transcript has a single exon.